UAUAUAUAGCUUCUUCUUCUUCCAAAGCUCAGCCAUGGAUUCCAUAUCAGGAUCCUUCAAACCCGACCCCGACCCGCUAGACGAACUGGAUCGCAUCAUCCCGCUGGACUUCAAUGGCGUCCACGAGCUCCCAGAAUCCCACACCUGGACCCAACCCAAUGACCAACCCACCACCACAAACUUAUCGGUACCCGUAAUAGAUCUCCAGGACCCGGAUUCGAAGGAGCUCAUACGACAAGCCUGUGAGAAAUGGGGACUCUUCCAGGUCACCAACCACAGCGUCUCCGCCAGCCUCCUCAACCGAAUUGACCGCCAGUCCCGCCGGCUCUUCGCCCUGCCGGCGAAGCGCAAGCGCCUCGUGAUUCGGUCCCCGGGCGGCUUCACUGGCUACGGCGUCGCCAGGAUCGCCCGGUUCUUCCCGAAGCUCAUGUGGUCGGAGGGCUUCACGGCUGUGGGUUCGCCGGAGGUGCAUGCCUGCCAACUUUGGCCUCAUGACUAUACCACAUUCUGCGAUGCAACGGUAGAGUACCAGAACGAGAUGAAGGGGCUUGCGGACAGGAUGCUGGGCCUGAUGCUCAAGUGUUUGGGCUUCACCCGAGAAGAUCUAAACUGGGAAAAGACCAACAGAUCCGGAUCCAAACCCGCCCAAGGCCUACUCCAACUGAACUCAUAUCCCGUCUGCCCGGACCCCACCCGGGCAAUGGGCCUGGCCCCACACACCGACUCAUCACUCCUCACUCUGCUCUACCAGAGCAACACCGCCGGUCUCCAAGUCCGCCACGGCGACGACGGCUGGGUGGCAGUGCCGCCUCACGCCGGCGCGCUCGUCGUGAACGUGGGCGACCUGAUGCACAUUCUCUCAAACGGCCGAUUUAAGAGCGCGCAGCACCGGGCGGUGGUGAACAAGGCUCGGCACCGGAUCUCGGUGGCCUACUUCUACGGUCCGCCGGCGGACGUGAAAAUCGGGCCGGCGAUUAGGCUGAUCGACGUCGAUCAUCCGCCGAUCUAUCGGCCGGUGACAUGGAAGGAGUACCUGGACGUCAAGGCGGCGUACUUCAACAAGGCGCUUGAUCUGAUUCGCUCGGACGCGUUCAGCACAGAAAGAUGA
Diospyros lotus (date-plum) is the source of this 1108-nucleotide messenger RNA. Its product is annotated as gibberellin 3-beta-dioxygenase 3-like. Gene Ontology annotation, biological process: response to light stimulus; gibberellin biosynthetic process. Bases 35 to 1108 code for a protein of 357 amino acids. NCBI's taxonomy places the organism in Eukaryota, Viridiplantae, Streptophyta, Magnoliopsida, Ericales, Ebenaceae. Gene Ontology annotation, molecular function: gibberellin 3-beta-dioxygenase activity. The record is from RefSeq and is a predicted model, not a curated record. The transcript has 2 exons.